AUGGUCGUGAGUUUGGCUACUUUGAGAGUAUCUGAUAAUAUAGCAGUGCAACUACGGAUAUUUGUUAACAGAAAGCAAAUACUUCAAAAUAAUGAUAAGGCCACAACGCUGUUCGAAGCGCCAUUGCUUUCUAACAACUCUAUUGUUUCAUUGAAGUCACCUAACACAGGAAUAUACCUGUCGAAUACGGAUAUGUCUAGCCUGUGUGAUGAACUUAAAGAGGAAAUUCGCCUUAUUCUCUAUGACUUGACAUCACCUAACAUAUCAAAAACAAUAUUACAAAAAAUAAGGAUAGGACAAAAAGUGGAUUUCCAGGAAAAAAUAUUAAAACCAAUAAAGGAUAAUUUAGACUCAGAUUCAAAUAAUUUUAUAAAAUCCAGUAUACUUACAAUUAGUCGAGUUUCCAGAUUUAAGUAUUUGCUACAUUAUGAGUCUAAAUGGAAGCUAGAUAUAUUUAUUGAAAAUAUAGCAAAACUAGCAAGUAUACGGCAAUUAUUAAUCUUUAAAUACUCCUUCACUAUGAAUGUCCCUCAUAAGAGGCGUAUGUUGAUAAUGGAAAGGUUUAGUUCUCAGACAAAAAGGACAAUUGUCGAUGACAGUGAUAAUGAGAAUGAUAUUGAUAUGGAGGAAACCAUCGAAGAUGUUAAACCUGAAAUCAAAUUUAAGUAUAGACCAAUCAGAAAUUUAGGGCCUAUUUUAGAUAUACAUGUGUUAGAACGACCAAGACGUCACAAUUGA
Molecule: messenger RNA, 738 nt
Organism: Maudiozyma saulgeensis
Lineage: Eukaryota; Fungi; Ascomycota; Saccharomycetes; Saccharomycetales; Saccharomycetaceae
Source: the annotation of a GenBank genome assembly